AUGCGGUUUUCUCGACAUUUAGGUCGAGCUAGGAAGGCACCACCACCACCACCGCCCGUCUGCAGAGCUGGAACAGCUUUAGUUAAUUCUCUGCCUAAAGUUGCAGCCUUUGGAGAUGGAAAUGGUAGAGUUGGAAUGAAGGCGACGAUUUCGGACAGACGAAAGGAAGGAAAAGUACGGAACUCCGAAAUGAAGCCCCGCUCGCCUUCCCUUCGGACGCGGAGUCCGAAGCGAACUAAUUGGUACAGUUGGCAGAAAAACCGUGUCUGGCUGCAGGAAGCCGAGGCAGCCUCCAAAUUGUCUUCAGUCGUGAGGGCGGCCGGUCUGGCCAGGUCAGCCGUCGUCGUUGGCCCAUUAACGUGA
Molecule: messenger RNA, 363 nt
Organism: Protopolystoma xenopodis
Lineage: Eukaryota; Metazoa; Platyhelminthes; Monogenea; Polystomatidea; Polystomatidae
Source: the annotation of a GenBank genome assembly